Elephantulus edwardii (Cape elephant shrew) is the source of this 186-nucleotide messenger RNA. RefSeq names its product small EDRK-rich factor 1-like. The coding region runs from base 1 to 186 and encodes 61 amino acids. NCBI's taxonomy places the organism in Eukaryota, Metazoa, Chordata, Mammalia, Macroscelidea, Macroscelididae. The record is from RefSeq and is a predicted model, not a curated record. The transcript has a single exon.
AUGGCCCAUGGAAAUCAAAGAGAACUUGACCACCAGAAAAACAUGACCAAAUCCCAGGAGAUUAGCAAGGGGGAAAGAAAAGGGGACAGUUUGACUGCCACUCAGAGAAAGCAUAGGGAUUCUGAGAUCACGCAACAAAACCAUAAGGCAACUAAUGAGAAGUCUUUGCAGACCAGAGAAAAAUAA